Molecule: messenger RNA, 804 nt
Organism: Drosophila nasuta
Lineage: Eukaryota; Metazoa; Arthropoda; Insecta; Diptera; Drosophilidae
Product: hexokinase type 2-like
Exons: 2
Coding region: 1-804 (267 amino acids)
Biological process (GO): glucose 6-phosphate metabolic process; glycolytic process; intracellular glucose homeostasis
Cellular component (GO): mitochondrion; cytosol
Molecular function (GO): ATP binding; glucokinase activity; D-glucose binding
Source: RefSeq, a predicted model, not a curated record
AUGUCGUGGAGUUGCUGCAAAGUGCCAUCGAUCGCCGUGGCGAUUACACUUGUCUCCUGUGCUUAUUCCCAUCCCGACUGUCGCAUUGGCCUCAUUGUGGGCACUGGCGUCAAUGCUUGCUACGUGGAGCAAACAUCCAAGGCGGAGAUGCUCGACGGUUAUGAAAGUAGUCAAAAGCCCAUCAUGAUCAUCAACACGGAACUGGGAGCAUUUGGAGACAAUGGAUCAUUGGAUUCGGUACGCACUGUUUACGACAAGACCCUCGACAUAGAGUCAGUGAAUCCAGGCAGUCAGACCUUAGAGAAAUGCGUCUCCGGCAUGUAUCUGGGCGAGGUGGUGCGUCACAUUCUGCUCGAUCUUAUGCGCAUGGGAGUGCUGUUCCGCGGCAUGAGACCGGAUGAAAUGCAAACCAAAUGGAUAUUUCGAACUCGCUUUAUAUCGGAAAUCGAAUCCGAUCCACCUGAGGUGUUUCACAAUGCCCGAGUGGUGUUGUAUCAUCUGGGCAUCAAAACGGACGACCUUAAUGAUAUGGCUUGUCUGCGCUAUAUCUGUGAUUCGAUAUCGCUUCGAUCUGCACAACUCACCUCAUGUGCCAUUGUUGCGAUGAUCAAUCAGAUGAAUGUCGAGUCGUGUACUGUGGCCAUAGAUGGGGGACUGUGUCGCUAUCACCCGCAUUAUCGAAAUUCGAUCGAGCAGCAGAUGUCGAUACUCUUGAAGAAUGCUUCUGCAUACAAGAUCGUGCUGUCCGAGGAUGGUUCUGGUCUAGGGGCAGCUCUCGUCGCCGCAGCCUUCGCCAAUAAAUAA